UCCACCACUGGAGCGGCUCCUACUCGCGAACAGCAGAAGCAGCUCGGGGUCUCUCCGCCAACCCCUUGGCCAUGGCCGCGGUGCCGACGGCGCCCGCUCCCCUACGAUCCCCGGGCCCCCGCCGUGGUCGCCGAAGCCGCCGCAACCUCUGAAUCCCAGGGGCCGCUGCCGCCAGUACCCGCCCGCCCGGAUCCCGCCCGCCGCCGCCCCUCACCAUGCUACCUGCGGCCGCCCCUGCGAGGCCGCUCGCUGCUCGUGGAACCCUCGCUCGCGGUGUUGACAGCCACCCCUGCGGAACGGCCGCGCUUGAGGGCAAUUUGAAAAUACAGUAGUUGGUUUCCCUGCACCCGACCCGCUUCUUCGUUUGCCAUCUCGGCACGCCUAUCGGAUCUGAGUGGAGAAGUUGUCCGCUGCUUGGGGUCUCCCUCUCUACACGCCUAACACUUACCUAUAUUUCUAGAACAUUUAAUAUAAUUAACAAAAGAAAAGGAAGAAAGGAAAGGAAACAUUACUGGGUUACUAUGCACUUGCGACUGAUUUCUUGGUUUUUUAUCAUUCUGAACUUUAUGGAAUACAUCGGCAGCCAAAACGCCUCCAGGGGAAGGCGCCAGCGAAGAACGCAUUCUAACGUCAGUCAAGGCUGCCAAGGAGGCUGUGCAACGUGUUCAGAUUACAAUGGAUGUUUGUCAUGUAAGCCCAGACUAUUUUUUGUUCUGGAAAGAAUUGGCAUGAAGCAGAUUGGAGUGUGUCUCUCUUCAUGCCCAAGUGGAUAUUAUGGAACUCGAUAUCCAGAUAUAAAUAAGUGUACAAAAUGCAAAGCUGACUGUGAUACCUGUUUCAACAAAAAUUUCUGCACAAAGUGUAAAAGUGGAUUUUACUUACACCUUGGAAAGUGCCUUGAUAAUUGCCCAGAAGGGUUGGAAGCCAACAACCAUACCAUGGAGUGCGUCAAUAUUGUGCACUGUGAGGCCAGUGAAUGGAGUCCUUGGAGUCCAUGCAUGAAGAAAGGAAAAACGUGUGGUUUCAAAAGAGGGACUGAAACACGGGUCCGAGAAAUAACACAGCAUCCAUCAGCAAAGGGUAACCUGUGUCCCCCCACCAGUGAGACAAGAAAAUGUACAGUGCAAAGAAAGAAGUGUCAGAAGGGAGAACGAGGAAAAAAAGGAAGGGAGAGGAAAAGAAAAAAACCUAAUAAAGAAGAAAGUAAGGAUGCCAUACCUGAUAACAAAGGUCUGGAACCCAGCAGAGAAACUCCAGAACAACGAGAAAACAAAGACAAACAGCAGCAGAAGAAGCGAAAGGUCCAAGAUAAACAACAGAAAUCGGUAUCGGUCAGCACUGUACAUUAGAGGGUCCCAUGAGAUCGUUGUAAACUCAUGAUGCUGCUAUCUCAACCAGAUGCCCAGGACAGGUGCUCUAGCCAUUAGGACCACAAAUGGACAACGUGUCAGUUACUGCUCUGUCUCAACAACAUUCCAGAUAGUUGCUAUAUUCUUUGUACAAGCAUAGCUAACAACAAAGAGCCAAAAGUUCAAAGAAGGGAUGUUUUCAAAUGGUUAUCUAACACGCUUCUGUGCAUUUCUAAGAGACAAGAAAUUUUGUAUAUAAUUAUCAAUAGGCUAUAAGAUGUAACAGCAUAAUGAUGACAUCUGGAGAGCGACAUCUUUUUCCCUAUAAAAAUAGUUUUUCAAGCUAUUGCUUUAAGAAGCGAAAGAUAGUUCUGCAAAUUCCAAGAGGCAAUAUCCCUUCAAAGUCAAUAAGAGAUCAGAGAAGAGAAACAUCUUUCAAAGAACAGUGUUGUUUUGUCCAGGAGAUGUAGAGAGUGCUCAGACAUUAGGGCCCGGCAUUUGGAAUCGUAGGAAUUACUACCACCGAAACGACCGUUUUCAGAUUGGUUCUAUUGCCUUCACCCUGUCCUUCGGCAAGAAACAUGAGAGUGUACACCAGAGUUAAGCAUACUGUGUGGGAUUGGAAAAAGGCAAAAUGUGGAAGAAACCAUAGCGUUGGAGAUGACUUCUGUGCUUUACAAAACUGUGAAGGGUUGUGAUUACCUGGAACAGGUCUCUAAUCGAUGUCAGCACUGUGUGGUUCAGCCUCUGCUACCCCUUGGGUUAUAUAAGUCUGUAAACAUGUACUUGUAAGUUCCAAAAGCAAAAUCAUACUUAUUAGAAGAAAAUUCUGAUUUCACAGAAAAACAAAAACUAGAGCAAGGAGACUAGAACAUAUUUGCAAAAUCAUGUGGUUUCUGCAGGAAAAACCAUUUUAUUACCACCUGGAACUAACAGGGGAUACUACUUUCUAACAAGGUGUAUCUAGUAGGGGGGAAAGCCACCACAAUAAAUAUAUUUGUUGAUAGUUUUAAAGUUUUUGUUCAUUUUGUUUUAUUGGAAAAUUGUUACUCUUACAGACUCAUGAAGUAGGAAAUGGGAUUCUGUAUCCUAUGUAAUCUGAACAUACUACAUUUCUCGAUGUUUGCUUUUGGAAUCCACCUUUUGUAAGUAGAUAGAGAUUUACUUAUAGCAUAGUAGGAGGUAUUUAUUCAGCUUUUCCCUUAAUCAACAAAAUUCUAAUUCUAGAUGCAUAGGCCUCCCGAGAUGAUUUCACAGCUCCCCCUUCACUGCUUAGAAACUAGCAUCUUUCCUUGUGUGUCAGCUCCUUCUGCAUUUUGAACAUUUGGCCUUUUCUUCUCCAUGUUUUCUCAGUCUGUGGAUCUCUUUUGGGGAUUGAAGUCAACCUAGCUGAAGGCCUUCCCAGUGUUUCACAGAGGACACAGCCAGCCCAGGACAGAAGGAGGCAUCUUUGAGCAAGCCCACAGAAUCUCGCAGCCCACCUUAGCCUUUCUGUCGUAAUGGCAAGAUGCAAGGCUGCUCUGCCCACCCCCACUUCCUGGCCCUCUAAAGAUCAGUGCUUUCAGAAGAAUUGGCAGUUGAGUCUGGCUUCUGGCUGCCUAUCUCUGGUCACUUUUUUUCCUCCAACUGUACUGUUCAUAUGGACUGCUUGGCUUAAUUCGUUUUUCACUUCUCUUGUUGUCUUCCAAGAUAUGAAAUUUUUGAAUGAUGCAUUUCUGUUUCUUACUUUGGUGUUUUCUUUCCUACUCUGCAUGAGAUAAGUGUUUCAACUAACUAGAUCUAUUCCCCAUGUACGAAAAUAAUUCUAUUUUCAACUACAGCUUAUAUCAUCAAGGAGAAAUAAACCUUUUCCUACAAAACUAUAUUAAGUGGAAGUAUAUUCCCAUGUUCUAGGACUUUUGGAUGUUUUCAGACUUCAUCUUUGUCCUCAAUCUUAUCAGGUCAAGCAGUAGCAGCCAAAUUAUUUGUCUCUUUCUGUGAUGGUCAUUGUCUCUAUUCUUUCAAAAAGCCAGUUAUUGGGAGGGUCAUUGCAAAUGCAAUGCUGAAAAAUGGUUAAAUCAGCCAAGACACAACAGCUGUGGCAAUGACUGUCAUGUCUUCCCAGGUGUUUCGACUCAAGACUUUUACCCUGAGAUCUUCCAGAAAACAGCAGAUAAUCUAAAU
Messenger RNA from Mustela lutreola (European mink), 3512 nucleotides. It is a transcript of the gene RSPO3, whose product is annotated as R-spondin 3. NCBI's taxonomy places the organism in Eukaryota, Metazoa, Chordata, Mammalia, Carnivora, Mustelidae. The record is from RefSeq and is a predicted model, not a curated record. The coding region runs from base 522 to 1349 and encodes 275 amino acids. The transcript is spliced from 5 exons.